This is a messenger RNA of Geosmithia morbida, 189 nucleotides long. RefSeq lists its product as uncharacterized. NCBI's taxonomy places the organism in Eukaryota, Fungi, Ascomycota, Sordariomycetes, Hypocreales, Bionectriaceae. The record is from RefSeq and is a predicted model, not a curated record. The transcript is spliced from 2 exons. The coding region runs from base 1 to 189 and encodes 62 amino acids.
AUGGCAACAGCCGCAAACCGUCCAUGGGCCCAGGCACAGCUACAGCUCCCAUCACCCGUCUCUUGCCUCGCCACCAUCAACAUUACCUACCCACCCACCACCAGCAUACCCAACCAUCUCUAUUCCACCUCACAUAAGCACUCUUCGUGUCUUUCCGUCUUUCCGUCCUUCGACUUCCGGAGCCCGUAG